AUGGUUGUAACAAAAUGCAUUGGAGAAUUCAGUGAAAUUGAGAAGCAUGAAAUGGUUGCUAAUGAUUUAAGUGAGAUUCGUCUAAGGGUGUUUGGUGAGUUCAUUUGGAUUGAUCUCGUUGAUGAGGAUGUUCUGGUUGGUUACCAGGAAAAUAGCAUUUUUAUAGGUCUCAUUGAUGAUAGUGUUGAGAAUAUUGAUCAGAUAUUCACACUUGUGAUUGAUCAAUAUUUGGCUAGGAUCAGUAAGGUGUGGGAGGGUAUCAGAAUCAUCAAACAAGACCAUAUUGAAUCCAUGAGGAGUCACAGAACCAAUAGAAUUGAUCAAUACGUCAGGUAUGCCUCAGAAUCAAGCAGAAUACUGCAGGAUGUCUACGAUAUUGAGAAUGAAGUGAUUGCUAAGAAUGAGAUAUUCAAUAAAAUGGCCACUAAACUCUCUAACAGCAGUAGAAUUGGAAUCAAAUUGGCUCAAAUCAGAAAACAUAUCAAAAACAUUAAAAGGAGCAUCGACACCUUCAGACAGACAUUCAUAGGCUACUUGGACGUGAAAUACACCCUGAAAACAGACAAACUCAACGAUAGCAUCGGAUACAUCACAUUCAUCACAUUUCUGUUUCUACCAAUUCAGGCGAUCAGUGGAUUAUUUGGGAUGAAUGUGAGAGUGCCAUUUGAGGGAGAAGACAGUCUGAAAUAUUUCAUACUACUAACACUGAUCACACCUUUAUUCUAUUUGGUGCUAUAUUUGUAUAAAAGGAAUAUCAAAGCCAGAUAUCAGUAA
Molecule: messenger RNA, 774 nt
Organism: Enterospora canceri
Lineage: Eukaryota; Fungi; Microsporidia; Enterocytozoonidae
Source: the annotation of a GenBank genome assembly